UCACUCAGCAAUAGCCUAUCCAUUCUCUCCAUCUUCAACUACAAACAUGCAAUACAAGGCGGCUCAGUCAUGGGGGAGUGCUUCGACUUCAUGCAUUAAUCAGGCACCCAGAAGCGCGGUGGCAGCUACAGGUGACCCUUUGGAGCGCAUACAGAGGCUGGCCUCCGAGAAUGCGGUGGUCAUCUUCAGCACAAGCAACUGCUGCAUGUGCCACGCCAUCAAGCGCCUCUUCUGCGGCAUGGGCGUCAACCCCACUGUGCACGACCUGGACCAGGACCCCAGAGGGAAGGACAUGGAGAAGGCCCUCAUGCGUCUCCAGGGCAGCUCCUCCGCCGGCCCCGUCGUCUUCAUUGGUGGCAAGCUUGUGGGUGCUAUGGACAAAGUCAUGGCUUCCCAUAUCAACGGUACCCUUGUGCCCCUGCUCAAGGAAGCCGGCGCUCUCUGGCUCUAGCCUACCUAGCUUCAAUUUAUAUGUAGCUAGCAGACUAUAAGUAUAAACAAAGCGAGGCAUAACUAGUACUGAUACUAUGUAUAGGAAACUAAUGCUCUCUCGAUGCAUGCUCCAGACAUCAGAGGAAGCGGAGUUGUUGUGUUUAAUUUUUGAGUUAAUUUGUCUCUUCCAUUUUGUGGUUCACUAAAAUGGACAGAGUCAU
Molecule: messenger RNA, 653 nt
Organism: Rubroshorea leprosula
Lineage: Eukaryota; Viridiplantae; Streptophyta; Magnoliopsida; Malvales; Dipterocarpaceae
Source: the annotation of a GenBank genome assembly